CUCCCAUGUGUUUCAGUGUUCGCAGGCAGGACGGCCGGAAAAAAAAGGGACGCCAUCUUGCGUUGAUUCGUGUUUAGAAAUGGAAGUUGAUUCAUCACAUCGUCGUGCAAAUGAAUGAAGUGGAUGAAAGCUUUCCCACAAAAACAAAGAUAAUCGUGCAAUUUUAUUCUGAAAUAGUCAAUUUUAAUUCACCACAAUGUCAGGCCGAAAAGAAGAGUUAGAGAAAAAGAAAGCAAAGCUUCAAGCUAUUCGGGAAGAGAAGGAAAGAAGACGGAGGGAGAAGGAACAGAAAGAUAUAGAAGAAGCUGCAUCUAGAGCUCAGUAUGGGGAAAAAGAAAAAGACCAAAGAAAAGAGCUAGAAGAUAUGUUAACAUCCUUAGGUAUUGCUCCGCCUUCAGAUGUUAUGUCUAGUUUGUCUAGUAUGCCAUCUCUUUCAGCAGAGCAUAGUGAUAAUGCCACUCCUGAUUCAAGUCUUACUCUAAAUUCAGCAUCCCCAAUCACACCAGCUAGCAAGAAGAAAUCCUCGCAAUUAAGUGUGGUCUCUGUUCAAUCCACGACUAUUCCUCCUAAAGAGACAGUGACAUAUGCCAAACAAACUCAAACAGUCACAGCGAGUGGUCAUGAGAGAGACGGAUCUUCUUCCUCCUCUUCUCCGUUGAAAGGAUACUUCGAGGACUGGUGGAGGCCCCGUAAAGCUCACGCCUUCGACUAUUACGACGAGUACAAUCUAAACCCUGGUUUAGAAUGGGAGGAUGAGUUCACAGCGGAAGAGGAAGAGAGCUCCCUACCUCACAUGGAUGGUGGACGUGGCGGUGGAGCGUUUCAUGGAAAGCUGCCUCCUGGGAUUCUGCCUCAUGGACUUCCGCAAGUCAAGGAUGUUCAACCUGCUCAGACACCAUUAGAACAACAGAAAGAAGAAAAGAAGAAAGAAGUGAGAGAAUUAAGUGAGGAAGAAAAACAAAUGAUAGUUUUGUCAGAGGACUUCCAAAGAUUUGUGGAUCGUGCAGGACGCAUUGUAGAAAGAGCCUUAGCAGAGUCCACAGAUAUUUACAUUGAUUAUACUGGUGUAGAUGAUGGGGAUGAGGGAGGUGAUGACAAAUCCAAUCUGCGUCUCUCUUUAAACCGCUUUUUCCAUGAUGAAAGGUGGUCUCGCAACAGGCCAGUCACAUCCAUGGAUUGGUCACCUCAGUUUCCAGAGUUACUUGUAGCAUCAUACCAGAAUAAUCAGGACUCCCCCAAUGAUCCCGAUGGUGUAUGCCUUGUGUGGAAUACCAAAUUUAAGAAAACAACUCCUGAGUACAUCUUUCAUUGUCAAUCACCAGUAAUGGCAGCAUCAUUUGCGAGGUUUCAUCCAAACUUAAUUCUUGGUGGUACUUACUCUGGUCAAAUUGUUGUUUGGGACAACCGAGUCCAAAAGCGCACUCCAAUCCAACGCACUCCUCUGUCUGCUUCUGCCCACACACACCCAGUGUAUUGUUUGAGUGUUGUUGGUACACCCAACGCACACAACUUGUUAAGCAUAUCAACUGAUGGGCGUCUGUGCUCGUGGAGCUUAGAUAUGCUUUCCAGCCCUCAAGAAACAAUGGAUUUGCACCACCCUCGUCAGACUAAACCAGUUGCUGUAACAUGUAUGGCAUUUCCCAAUAAUGAAGUUAACAAUUUCAUUCUUGGGAGUGAAGAAGGAGCUGUCUAUUCAGCUUGCCGUCAUGGAACAAAAGCUGGGGUCACAGAACAAUAUGAAGGCCAUCAGGGGCCAAUCACUGGAAUUUCGUCUCAUGCUGCCCAGGGUGGAGUGGAUUUUUCAAAUCUCUUCCUCACAUCUUCCUUUGAUUGGACUGUUAAACUAUGGACUACCAAGGAAACAAAGCCUCUAUACUCUUUUGAGGACAAUGGUGAUUAUGUUUAUGAUGUUGCGUGGUCUCCUACACACCCUGCUCUCUUUGCAUCUGUAGAUGGUUUUGGGCGGCUAGAUUUAUGGAACCUUAAUCAGGACACAGAAGUUCCCAUGGUUUCUGCUAUUGUGGAUGGUAAUCCUGCUCUGAAUAGAGUUUCAUGGACACCUUCAGGUCUUCAUGUUACAGUUGGUGAUGAUCAAGGGAAAAUAUGGGUUUAUGAUGUUGGUGAGCAACUGGCACAUCCCCGCCUUGAUGAGUGGAACCGAUUUGUUUACACACUUCAAGAAUUAAAGAGCAAUCAGACUGAUGAAGAGAUGGAAAAGCUUAGUGGGAAUGCUCCAAGUGGGCCAAGUAGUUUGUCAAGUCUUGCAUCUAUUGCCUCUCGGUGAAAAAUGCUGUGUACACAGUAUGUAGUCAUACUUGAAGUCAUUCCUAAAUUACUUAUGUAAAUACAUUGUUGCUCUUUUGGCUUUAUCUGGUUUUUCACAUACCAUUGCUUGUGGUACUUUCUUGUUAAUUUUAACACCUUUCUUUAAACAAAAUAAUUUAUUAUUGCAUUAUUGACAAAGUGUCAAUAAGGAUUAUAAACACAAAUCAACUGCUUUGCUAACAAUUAUUGUUCUCUUGUGUUGUCUGUAUGUGCUGUGAGCUAUUCUGAUUUCUUUUAAAGUUUAUUGAAUUUUGAGAUCCUGUGUUAUUAAUUAAAAAUAUCAACUCAUUA
Messenger RNA from Frankliniella occidentalis (western flower thrips), 2616 nucleotides. Its product is annotated as cytoplasmic dynein 1 intermediate chain. Gene Ontology annotation, biological process: transport along microtubule. The record is from RefSeq and is a predicted model, not a curated record. Lineage: Eukaryota; Metazoa; Arthropoda; Insecta; Thysanoptera; Thripidae. Gene Ontology annotation, cellular component: cytoplasmic dynein complex. Gene Ontology annotation, molecular function: dynein heavy chain binding; dynein light chain binding. The coding region runs from base 197 to 2284 and encodes 695 amino acids. The transcript has 16 exons.